Messenger RNA from Thecamonas trahens ATCC 50062, 1653 nucleotides. RefSeq lists its product as uncharacterized. Lineage: Eukaryota; Apusomonadida; Apusomonadidae. The transcript is spliced from 3 exons. The record is from RefSeq and is a predicted model, not a curated record. Bases 1 to 1653 code for a protein of 550 amino acids.
AUGAGUGCUGCGCCGCUGCGCCGCCGCAAUCGCCCGUCUGCAGCAGCCAAGCCACCUUUGACCCCACCGCCGUCGCCGCUGCUGCCUCACGAUCUUCUGCCGUACUCACCGGACUCGGCCAAAACGCUGCCACUCCCGCCUCAGACCGCACCGCUAGUUCGCAAAGUUGCGUCGGUGCUUGGCUCGGCCCGUGCUGGCUCGCGGCCCAGCUCGGCUGUCGCACGCCGGCGACCUGCCACCGCGCUUGGCCUCAGGGCUGGCCGCGAUGCGCGGCUGCAGCUCGCGGCUGGCUCGCGGAGCGGACCGCCGGUCGACGUCGACAUCGAUGCAUUCCUCGACCUUCAUCGCCGAACUGCCAAGUCAUCGCGGGCGGCGCGGCGGAUCCAGCAGUGGUGGCGGGCCACUGUUCGCCGUCUCCAACUGGUAACCGCCAUCAACGAUCGCGUCGCCGCAACUGCAGCCUUCCUCCGCCCGGUCUUCUCGGCCUGGGUCCAGGCUGUUGUCUCGGAGCGGGCAAACCGGUUGCGGCUGAUGUCCAAAGCCUUUCGCGCCCUCGAGUUUCAAGUCGUCUACAACCGGCAGCGGUACAAGUGCACCGAGGUCUUUCUCGCCAUGCAGGCCUCGAAUCCGGUGUUCAAGCUUGCUGGCGUCUCCAUCGACUCGGGCUCGCGGGUCCACAGGGUCAUUGUCGCCUUUCGCGCCAUGAUCCAGCUCCGGACCACUCGCAACGUCAUCCAGCACUGGUACCAAUGGGUCCAGAUGCGUAAGCGCCGGGCUGCCGCCAUCCAGCACGCCAUGGUCCUCCUCCGCGACGCAUACUCGGUCAACUUUGCUGGCCUUACCUUUGUCAUGUGGUACCGCUACGCCCACAUGCGCGCCGCCGAGCGCGCUGGCGCUCCGCACCCCACCUUUGCCGAGCCUAUCCCCGAGUGGGACGCCUUUCUCGACCGCUACCACAAGCAGUCGGCUGCAGUCAUGCACGCCCUCACUGCCGCGUCCUCACUCCAUCUCCGCAGGGUCUUUACCGCUUGGCACAGGCACACGGCCGCGGCCUCGGAGGCGCGCACCCGCCACGCCACAGCCGUCGCCUUCAACUCGCGCAAUCUGUGGUCCGCCGUCUGGCCGUAUUGGCGGGCCCACACCCUCGACUCGCGCGCGCGCCGCUGGAAACUCGGCCGCUGGGUUCCACAAGCUCAAGGUCGAGAUGCGCCGCCGCACCGCCCGGAGACGCCCUUUACCCAUCCAACCUCGCGCGACGCCGUUGUCACCAUCUAUACCCGCCUCCUCGCCGGCGAGCCGCCCGAGCCUCCGGCGCUCGCCGCCCGUAUCGCCGCCGCUCCGCUGGCGGCCACAACGCCCGGCGCCGCCCCAGCAAACGUCAUCAAGAUCCUCCGCUGGCGCCGCGAGGUCAUCGCUGACGCCGCGCUUGGCUCGGAUCCCAUUCUGCUGCGCAAAGCUCGCCCGUCCUUUGCCGUCGCCGCGAACAGCCCGUCGGGACCGUCGCUAGCCGGCGGAGCGAGUGCCGCCCCGCGACCACUGGGAGACCUACGCUUGGGCCGCGGACGUGGCAGGCAUCGACAGGCCUCGCUGCCCCUCGAAGACGUCUGGGCAAAUGCCGUUGCCUCCGACAACUUGUCCAUCUCGCGUCCAUGA